AUGAGAAGCUUAGGUGGUGUAGGACUUACUCUUACUUCAAGGCUUAGAGGCUUUAUUCUUUCAACAACCAAACCCAGAGCCUUCCAUGCAAUCUCCAAAGACCAACUCCAACUCUACACUUCCAAAUCCUGCUCUUCAUGCUCUAAUCUCUUGGUGGGUAAAGACCCAACUUCCAUUGUCGCUGCUCUUUCCCUCUCUGAGACUUCAAAGUCGUGUUUCCUUGGUACCCAAAUCCAUUCCCAUAUCAUCAAGUUGGGGUUUACUGAUGACAUUUUUUUGUUGAAUAAUUUGAUCAAAAUGUACUCAAAAUGUGGGCUUGUGGGUGAUGGAUUUAGGGUGUUUGAUAAAAUGCCUGACAGAAACCUUGUCACUUGGACUUUGAUGAUCUCGGCUGCCGUCCAAGAUGGUCAAUUUGAAUGGGGCUUGGAGAUUUAUUUGGGAUUAAUAAGAAGUGGGUUGAGGCCGAAUGAAUUCACUAUUGGCAGUGUUCUCAAGGGGUGUGCAGAGUGUGCUAGUACCAAAGCAUAUGAAUUUGGCAUGAGUGUUCAUUGUUUUGCUUUGAAAGUUGGGAUUGAACAGAACUGCUAUGUGGGCGGUUCUAUUUUGAACAUGUAUGCUAAGUUGGAGGAUAUUGAAUCGGCUAAAGGGGUGUUUGCGUCUAUGUCCAGUCUUGAUACUGCUGGUUGGAAUACUAUGAUUGGAGGGUAUGCGCAAUGCGGCUAUGGCCUCGAAGCCUUGAAGGUUGUAUCUUUGAUGGUAUGGAGAGGGAUAAGCAUGGACCAGUUCACCUUUGUUAAUACUCUUAAGGGGUGCUCUGUUAUGGGAAAUUUGGAUUUUGGGAAGCAACUUCAUGGAUUGAUCAUCCAGAGUGAGAUGGAAUUUAGUAUUUCAGUAAUGAAUGCUCUUUCUGAUAUGUACUCUAGAAAUGGUAAGAAGGAUACGGCUUUGAAUGUUUUCAAUAGGAUACAAGCAAAAGAUGUUAUAUCGUGGAACACCGCAUUUGGUGUCUUCUCUGAAGACAAGAAUACAAGAGAAAUUGCAAAGUUAGUCCAUGAGUUCAUGCUAGAAAACAUGAAACCUAACCAUGUCACUUUCUCAAUCUUGUUUAGACAAUGUGGGGAUCUACUUGAUCUGAACCUUGGGCUUCAGUUUUACUCUCUUGCAUUACAAUUUGGAUUCUGGAAUGAAGCUAAUGUUAGAAGCUCAAUAAUCAAUAUGUUUUCUAGAUGUGGGGCUAUGGACAUGGCACGCUUGUUUUUUGACAGCCUACUUGACAAAAACUUAACUUCUUGGAACGAGUUGAUUUCUGGGUAUAAUUCAAAUCAUUGUUAUACAGAAGCCAGGAAGAUUUUUUGUGAUUUAUGGGACUUGGGUGUUGAAGCGAGUGAAGUUACCUUCUCCAGCAUAUUGGAAACUUGCUAUAAAGAUGAACACCAAGAAAUGAUUAGACAAAUUCAUGGUGCUAUUGUCAAGUGUGGCUUCUCUUUCCAUGGAUAUGUUUGUAGCUUCUUAAUUAAGUGCUAUGUUAAAGUUGGACUACUGGAUGAUUCCUUUGAGUUUUUCAAUGGGUUUGAGACAUUAGAUGUGGAAUCUUGGGGGACUAUGAUAUCUGCUCUAGUGCAUCAGGGACAUCUCUUUGAAGCUAUCAAAUUUCUCAAGUCUCUGAGAGAAGCUGGUGGGAAACCUGAUGAGUUUAUUUUGGGCAGCAUUCUAAAUAGUUGUGCUGAUAAUGCAGGCUAUCAUUUAACUAAAUCUGUUCAUUCUGUUGCCAUCAAAAUGGGAUUUCACUCACAAGUAUUUGUUGUGAGUGCAGUUAUAGAUGCUUAUGCAAAAUGUGGGGACAUUGGAAGUGCAAGGAUGACCUUUAGCCAGUCAUUUAGAUCUGGUGAUGUAGUUAUAUAUAAUGCCAUGAUCAUGGCUUGUGCUCAUCAUGGUCUGGACAAGGAAGCUAUGGGUAUCUUUGAGAAAAUGAAGUUGGCUCAUAUAAAGCCCAGCCAGGCCACAUAUGCGUCAGUUAUAGCAGCUUGUGCUCAUGUGGGUCAGGUUGAUCUAGGUCGUUUGUUGUUUGAAUCAAUGAACUCAGAUUCUAAGCUGGAACCAAUAUCUGAGGAUAUUUAUGGUUGCAUGGUUGAUAUGCUUUCACGAAGCGGAUACCUCGAAGAUGCUAGACAAAUGAUUGAAGGAAUGCCUUAUGCUCCUUGGCCUGCUAUACUCAGGUCCUUGCUUAGUGGUUGUCGGAUACAUGGGAACAUAGAGUUGGGAGAAUGGACUGCUAAGAAGUUGGUUCAGUUGGUUCCAGAAAAUGAUGUACCUUAUGUACUACUGUCAAAGGUAUACUCUGAAGGGGGUAGUUGGGAAGAUGCUACAAAGAUAAGGAGGGAAAUGAUAGAAAGAGGUGUACUGAAAAAUACAGGAUAUAGUUGGAUCGAGUUUAAUUUGCUACAAGAGUUGAUGGUCCGAAUACCAGAUAACAAGUCUCUGGCAAGGGUCCUCAUCCCACUUCUGGGGGAACCAACAACGCAAGGUGUGUACCUGCAAAUCCUCAUGCUCCUCUGCUAUCAGCCAAAUGUUACUGAUGCAAUCAAUCAGGCCACGGUUCUAAUCAGUUUCCACCAGAUGAAAGUAAAGAAGAUGGCUUUAGUACUUCGGGUAGACUGGAAGAGAAGGAGAAAUGGAACGGCUCAUGGAGCAAAUACAACGCUCUACUGCAUUGGAUCAGAGGAGGAGUGCGAAAGUAGUCCCGUUAGAGAAGACGAAUUGCCUUGGAACCCUCCUAAAGGUGGGAUUUAG
Messenger RNA from Prunus armeniaca (apricot), 2790 nucleotides. The record is from the annotation of a GenBank genome assembly. NCBI's taxonomy places the organism in Eukaryota, Viridiplantae, Streptophyta, Magnoliopsida, Rosales, Rosaceae.